CGUGCCGCGGCUUCAGCAUCGUCGCAGCGUUACCAUUGACCUCGCAAAAGCCAUGGCGCUCUGCAGAUCCACAGGGUUACUUCUCAAAAACAGUAAACUGCUUCCCUUUGCGUUAGCAGCAACCAGGCAAUGCAGUUCAGGUGGCCAGUAUCAGUACAUACUGGUUGACAAAAAGGGUGAAAAGAAGAAUGUCGGUUUCAUCCAACUUAAUAGACCAAAGGCCUUGAAUGCUCUUUGUGAUGGGCUUAUGAUGGAGGUGGGCAAAGCCCUUGAUGCCUUCGAGGGUGACCGUGAAGUGGGAGCAAUUGUUGUCACGGGGAGUGAAAAAGCCUUUGCAGCUGGAGCAGAUAUUAAAGAAAUGCAGAAUCGAACCUUUCAAGAGUGCUAUGGUGGAAACUUCUUGGCACAUUGGAACAGGGUAUCAACAGUCAAAAAGCCUGUUAUUGCUGCUGUCAAUGGGUUUGCGCUUGGUGGAGGAUGUGAGUUUGCCAUGAUGUGUGACAUAAUCUAUGCUGGGGAGAAGGCACAGUUUGGACAGCCAGAAAUCCUGCUCGGGACCAUUCCUGGUGCUGGUGGCACUCAGAGGCUUACAAGAGCAGUGGGAAAAUCCCUUGCAAUGGAGAUGGUUCUCACAGGAGACCGAAUAUCAGCUCAGGAAGCAAAACUCUCUGGUCUGGUAAGUAAAGUAUUUCCUGUGGAUCAGCUGGUUUCAGAAGCGAUCAAAUGUGGAGAGAAAAUAGCUGGCAAUUCCAAACUUGUCUCUGCCAUGGCAAAGGAAGCUGUUAAUGCAGCGUUUGAACUGACUUUAGCUGAGGGCAGUCGACUUGAGAAAAGAUUGUUCCAUGCAACCUUUGCAACGGAGGACAGAAAAGAGGGCAUGACUGCCUUUGUCGAGAAGAGAAAGGCUGCUUUCCAGGACAAUUAAAAUUCCAGUGGAGAAACAUGGUGAUAUUUAGAUUGUGAUAAAAUGCUGAUAUUAAAAUGCUCUACUUUGCCUUAA
Molecule: messenger RNA, 1000 nt
Organism: Rhinichthys klamathensis goyatoka
Lineage: Eukaryota; Metazoa; Chordata; Actinopteri; Cypriniformes; Leuciscidae
Gene: echs1
Product: enoyl CoA hydratase, short chain, 1, mitochondrial
Exons: 8
Coding region: 53-925 (290 amino acids)
Biological process (GO): fatty acid beta-oxidation
Cellular component (GO): mitochondrion
Molecular function (GO): enoyl-CoA hydratase activity
Source: RefSeq, a predicted model, not a curated record